GCUAUCCGCACGCCUCUAGCCCGCGACCGCGUUAUAGUGUUUCCGUAUUUUGAUAAGAUUUAUUUUAGAUGAUUGUUAGGUCUAUACAACCCCCGUAGUAUUAGUAAUGUUUGGUAUUGUGGAUUGAUUUUGUAACCGCGUUGUAUUCACAGUGUACACGUGUUCAGAUAAAACCCAAUAUCAUUUACGGACCAAAAUAUGAAUAUUCAUUCCAUAGUAAGGGAAAUAAUUAAAUAAAAAGACAGUAAAGACUGAAAAGGGAACAACGGGAGAGAUUGAAGCGGAGAUAAAAAAGAAAUGUUGAAGAUAAAGAAUUGUUCGUCAGAUAUACUCGUAGUUCGUUCGAGAUAAUUGAAUGUGUAAUAAUCUCGGAUAACAAAUCCAGUACAAUAUACGUUUUAAUCAAAACUGUUACCAUUUAGAGAAUUGUUUCAAGAAACAUUUGUGCGAAUGAAAAUAAAAGUGAUUAUAUCUAAGGACAAAGUAAAUGGAGCAUAUCUAUAUGAAGUAAUAAAUUCUAUAUUAUUUUGAAUUUGAUUCAUGAAUUUCGUUUUUGUCAAAAAUCUUUUUGAAUUGUUUAAUCAUGAACAACUUGUACUGGAAGUGUUUUUAUUAAAUUUGCUGUACUGUCUUAAGUGUUAGCUUAGUGAAGAUAUAACUAUCUUUGAAAAUAUUAAAAGUAAGAAGUUGGAUAAUAGUACUAAAAGUCUUAAUGAUGUUAAUAAAUUACGAAUGGACUAGACGGAAGAGUUAAACGUACUUAUUAAAUUCAUAAAACUCAUAAUUGGUGUAGAUUUUUGGUGUUUUAAUUCUGAGCUCUAAGCGUAAGUAAUAAGGUUCAAAAUGAAUGUUCCGGUGAGAGGUGGUCCAGCGCCAACGGUGGCUGUAGUGCCAGUCCCUGAGAGUGAGAUGGACGCACUGUUGCUCGGCAGGACUGCGGUGAGGACAUUUGAUCAGUACGUGCGAAAUGAACUAGCAGCGUCGACGCCUACACAGAGGAACUGGCGCGGUAUCCUCAUCGCGCUGCUGGUCAUCGCUGCGGUGCUGGGGCUCAUCGUGUUCAGCAUAGCGCUGCUCACUCCGGCCGGCGAUGACGGCAGAGGACGCGGGAGACGACCAACGCUGGAAGAUGUUCUCACGGAUCACUAUAAGCCUUUUAAUGGGACCUGGCUGACAGAUGAGGAUCUGGUCUUCAGAGACAGAUGGGGCGGACUAACGCUGUUCAACAUCAAGAACUUUACUACCAGACUGCUCAUGAAUAACUCCACAUUUAGAGAGCUGAAUGCUGUGGACUUCAAAGUGUCUGCUGACCUGAAGUUUGUCCUGCUAAUAUCCGACGUGAGGCCCGGCUGGAGGCACGCGCGCCUAGCUCGGUACCACGUCUACGAUGUCAUUACCAGGAACAAAAUCCCCAUAUCACCAGUAGAGGACGACAGAUCAGCACCGCUCCUGCAGUAUGCGGAGUGGGCGCCCACCGGCUCCGGCCUGGUCUUCGUCUACGACAAUGACAUUUAUUACAAGCCGAAGGUUUUGAAGGCACUCGUCUGCAGGAUCACGAGCAAUGGAGUCCCAGGAGUAAUCUUCAACGGCGUGCCGGACUUCCUGUACGAGACGGAAGUCCUGCGGCUGGACCGUGCGCUGUGGUUCAGCCCGGACGGUCAGGCGCUCAUGUACGUCACGUACAACGACUCGCAGGUGCAGCAGCACAAGUACCCGUGGUACGGGUUGGACCAGCUGGAGCCGCCUGCGUACCCCACUAUACGGACUUUACGGUACCCUAAGGUAAACACAAACAACCCAGUGGUGACUUUGUACGUCGUCAGUAUCAAGACUCCAAAAUUCCUCUUUCCUCACGCUAUACAGUUCAAUUCGCCAAUAGACAGCAGUUGGUACGUCCGCUGGAGUACCUGGAUAUCGGAGCGUCAAAUAGGAGUCCUACUUCUCAACCGACCGCAGAAUGUCUCCAUCAUAAGCAUCUGUAAUGCUGUACAGUACAACUGCCAAGACAUUUAUCGGGAUGAAUCAGACGGGUCGCGCUGGUCAGGCUUAGGUUCAGAUCCAGUAGAAGAAGACUGCGGUUGGUGUGGUGGAGGCGCCUUGGUUGGAGGACGAAGUGGUAUCUUCACCACAGCACCCAUCACGGACCAGGGCGGCAUAUGGAGACAUGCUGUCCACUUAACUCAGGAUACAAGAACCACAGUCACGCAGGGCAAUUUUGAAAUCACCCAAUUAGUUGGAUGGGACGAAAGGAGAAGACUUCUAUACUUAAUCGGAACCGCACCAGAAAAGGCAGGGGAAAGACACGUUUACCGAGUUCUGGUGCCAGUAGAUGGCUGGCCACCACCACCGUCUUGCCUCACGUGUCCUGGAUCCAUCCCGGACACCACUAUAGAGCCUAGCACUGAGGAACCAGAAUACGACAAUUCUUCCUCUUCCCUCCCAGCGUGGCCAACAUCGACAGUACUACCGCACGUUGCAGAUGAAAAUGAUUCUCUUCCCACAACCUGCUUGUAUAAUAGAGUUAUAUUUAGCAAAAACUUCUCUUAUUUUGUACAGGAGUGCUUAGGUCCUGGUACACCGGCCACAUUCCUGUGCACGGCUGGUGGAGUGCGACGGGCUGUGCUUUGGGAUGGACAGCCAUUGCGCCAAUUUUUCGCAACACUCGCCUCACCGCAAUCAAAAGUAUUCAGAGUAGAGGUUCAGGCCCAUCGAGAAGCACGCGUGCGCCUUCUGCUACCGCCCGGCCUACGAGAGACUGACGACCUGCCACUGCCAUUAGUAUUACAUGUAUCAGCAGAGCCGGGCGGGCAACUGGUUACCGAGCGAUGGCGUCCUGAUUGGGGCUGGUAUUUAGCAACUGCAAGAAACUUUAUCGUCGCUGAAAUCGACGCGAGAGGCUCCGGUGGACAGGGUGAAGAAUUGAGAACUGAAAUUUAUCAGAGGAUACUAUCAACAGACGUAGAGGACCAGAUUGCAGUACUUUCGUAUCUCCGCGACAAUCUCAAAAUGGUGGACGGGUCGCGAGUGGGCGCGUGGGGCCACGGCUACGGCGCCGGCGCCGCGCUCGCUCUGGCUGCAGGCGACGCGCGCAACCUCACGCGCUGCCUCGCGCUGCUGGCGCCGCUCGCUGAUCUGCGCCACCACAAUUCGUACUGGACGGAACGCUACGUGGGCGCGGGCAGCGGGUCGGGCGCCGCGCUGGCCGUGUGGCGGCGCGCGGGGAACCUGCCCCCCCGCCGGCUGCUGCUCGCGCACUCCACCGCCGACCUGCGCGCGCCGCCGCCGCACGCGCUCGCGCUGGCCCGGGCUCUCAUACGCGCUCAAGCUUUGUACACGCAUCAGGUAUAUCCAGACGAAGGUCACAAGUUCGAACGCUCCAACUUACACGUGCACAAAACUAUGGAGCAAUUCUUCGACGAGUGCUUCGGGCCUGUCGAGUUAGCUGACUGGGAUGCAGGAGGAGUGGGAGGCUUGUUCCCAUUCCGAGACUAAUGGACGACCAACGGGUAGGAUACACCCAGGGGAUUCGUGAUGAUUACCAUUCAUCUCCAUAUGAUGAAUCGACUUAUUUUCCUUUAAAAUCAGAAAGGGGGUCAAAGAGGGUCAGUGUGGAGAAAGUCUGUUUCAAUUGCCACUUAUUUGUAAAGAUGCUGGCAUUAACUUUAUUGGAAUUCCGGCUUUUUAAGCCUAAAAUUGUCGGGCCCAUAUUUGGACCCAAAGAACUUAAGUAGAAGACGUUUUAAGCUUGUUAUUUCAAUGUUAGAAUAAAUGGACCUUAUAUAGAGCGAAACGACAGUUGUUGUACAAUUUUCUCCUCUUAAGUCAUCCCUCGCUCAAGGGUUAAUUUUCGCUCUUUAGGAGUUUGAAUGUUAGAAUAUCGUGGCCCCAUAAUUUAAACUCUUCAUCGUGAUUUUAUAAUUCAAUAGCAGUUGGACAAUAUUUUAAUAGCAACUAAUUAACAUUCCUUUCAACUGUAAUUGUAAAAAAAAACUUGUAUUGACAAACGGCGUUUCUUUUGUUUUAACCUGGUAUAGUAUAGCGGCAUGUAAGUUGAACUAUGCGUUGUAACACAUUUUCCGUUGUUACCGACGUACGUUAAGUAGUCCCACGUGUAAUGGCAACAUAUUGAGUGUUGACGUCAUCAAAAUGGCGUACGAAAUUUCAAUUACUUUACCUACAUCUUUAAUGCAACCAUGCAGCACGCGUCUAAUACUUGUUUAUAAUUUAUACCUGCGCAGACAACUGUAAUUUGGGUUCAACUUAUAUGUCGGGGUCUAUAGGUACCUAUUACAUAAAUAAUUCACAUCGAUAUUGCAGACUGCCAAAAUUAGGUACAGUGCGAGUUUCUAUUCGCUUUUUGUUUACAGCUUUAGUUAGACAGGUCUAACUCAAAUAAAUGAAUGGUUAUUUAUUAAAAAUUAAAAAAAAUUCGCACCAAUUAACAUUUAUCAUAAAAUAAUAUAUUCUAUAGAAAUAUAAACGGUAGAAUAUUAUAUAAAAAAAAGUCAUAAUGGUGCAUUUAAAAUGAGUUUUACUGAAAAUUUCAGUAUUUACGCCUAAAUAUUUAUUUACUAUGUAGGUAGAUGGAUUUUAAAAGGUGGUAAAAGAUAUUAAAGUAACUUUUUAAUAAACCUCGAUGUAUUAUUAGAAUUAUAAGUAUAAUGUAAAAUAGCAUGUGAACAAUUCCAACUCCAUAGACAAUAAUAAUAAGGUUUUUUAAUUGUUUAAUUUCUUCAAUAUUACUUGAUUAUUUUAUAACUACCUACCUUUACCUAUGUAAGUAGUGAGUAAAAUAAUUUAAUAGUUUCCAAUUUCAUUCUGUAUACAAAUGAAAUUCUUUUUAUUAGAUAGGUAGAUACGAAAAUCUGAACAACAGUCUUUUAUCUAAUACACUUGACUAUUUAGUAGACACAGUUUUACCUCUUUCGGCGGUUACCUAUAUAGGUACCUAUUUAUUGAAUUAUACAGGGUGCUCGGGAGUAUUUCCCAUAACUUACAGGUGUUGACGAGUCUGGUUAUAGAAGCCGAACUGCUUAACUAAUAAUUAUUUUUCUAAAAAAUAAAAACUUUUUAUGUUUUCAUACAAAGUAAUUCAAAUAAUUCCGACUAUCCAUGUAACACACGCCUUUAUCUAUCCUUGCAUUUUAAAAUCCAUACGUCAAACUUGGCUACGCGUAUAUGGGGAACAUUUGAAGAUCUAUUUACAAAAACAAAUAUGAUUUACCCCCAAAAUAUUAAUUUCAGAACAAAUGUUCCUUGAAAAGAAUAUAACCCCAGAGUUAUGGAAAAUACUCCCGAGCAUCCUGUAUACUGUUCUCUGUUGAGUUCUGUGUUUACUUAGUUUUAAAAAUAAAUUGUUCACAUGCUAUUUCCGGGGUCGUAACUAAGCUCCGGUGAAAUUUUCUUAUGAUUAUUAUAAGGAAAAUAAAAUCUAUAUUUUAGUGUAAAUUGUAUCAACAACAACCUAAACAUCUUUACCUUCUUAUAUAUUUCUAUAUGUCGCUUUCAAUGUCAUCGUCAAAGAGAUAAUUUAGCUUUAAUAUCUAUGUAUUUAGAAAUGUUGUCAAAAGUGUUAAUAUUAUUAUAAUAGAACCUUAAUAGAACAGAAAAAUAUUUCUAUAUACAUCCAUACAUUUCGUAAAGAUAGUAAAAGUUAAACUAAAUGUUAGUGUACUUAAACAAAAGUAGAUAUAUAACUAAUUUUUUAAAUAAAUGUGACUUAACUAUAAUAUUGAUAUACCUACAUAUGUAUCAUGACUAUUCAAGGGUGAAAAAUCUUAACACGUCUACGGAACUUUAAAGAAAUACUGGACCAUAACGAAUUGGAUUGACCUGUUUUCAUCAAUUUUGGCUCAGUAGCAAAAGCGCCACAGAGAGACAUACCUAAAUAAAUAGAAAAAAAAAUAGAAAACCUACCUACCGACUUUUUUAUUCACAUAUUUAAAAUCUUAACAAAUAAAACGAACUUAACUACGUAGCCGAAUAAAAAACUAAAAAAAAUUAAAAAGGUAUUCCUGAAAUAACUACCGACUUUGCAGUUUUGACAUCGCUUAAAGAAUUAUUUGCAAAGUACUAGAAAGUUAUUGUAACAGAUGUCUCGAAACUUCAGCAUGCAUGGAGUUACAAAAUAUUAUCUUUGUACGUGCAACUUAGGUACCUUUCUCUACAUGUAACAUGUUACAUAUAUGUACCUACGUAUGUAAGUACAAAGAAUAUGUGUUUAUAAUGAAAAAUAUAAAAUCUAACUUAAUUAUUAUUAUUAUAUUCUUCGUUGUUGUUAAACGUUUUGUGAUAUUAUCUACCUAGUCCUCAGAUUCUAGUCUUAAUUAUUUUAAAACCUAUCUAUUAAGAACUAGAAUAUUUUAUUUAUCAUUAUUAUUAUUUUAUUUAUUUAAAUUAACUGUGUAAAAUAGAUGGGCACUAAUCCUGAAAAUAAACUGUUAAUUUAUCUAUACUAAUAUUAUGAAGAACAAUUUUAUUGUUUGUUUGUUUUGAAUAGGCUCUGAAACUACUGACCUGAUUUGAAUUUUUUUUUCACUGCCGGGUAACACUACGGGCUACACUAUCCCCAGUAUAUACUGGCUAUAUGGCUGGUAGAAAUACGAGGCUAUAUUUCCUCGUAUUCCUACGGGAACGGGACAAAGUAAAAUGCUUUUACUUUUCCCGUUCCAUCAAAAAGUGUCUGAAAGAAAUUUUUCCAGUCCACCGAAGCAGAGCGAGGCAGCGGGCCAGCGGAGCCGAGAAACGGAGAAAUAUUAACCAAUAGGAUUGCACAAACACUCCGCUCCUCUUAAGUGGACCGGGACUUGCGAGCUAGUUUAAAAAUUCAAAUAAAACCGGUAAGCGGAGUGGGGAAACGGAGCGGGGAAUCACGUGCGGGGAAGCGGAGAAGAUAAUCUGCAACUUCGCUUCGCAUUACUUUCUCACUUGGCUCCGCAGCCUCACUCCGCUCCAGUGGACUGACACAGUACGCAACUCUGCUUCGCAUUGAUCCGUUUCUCCGAUACGCUCCCUCGCUCCGCUCUGGUGGGCUGGCAGCCUAAAACCUGACCAGCAAUAUAAAAACCUUCUGGGGGCGCCACAUCACUUUGUGCAUAAAAUUAGGGUCGCAGUCUGGAAGUUGAACUAUGCACAGUAAAUUUUUUUUUUGGGUGUUCAAUGGCGUACGAAAUUUCUUUGACAUACGUAAUAUCUUAAUUUAUACUUUGUACAUUUAACAGAGAUACUUCUCAUUAGAUAGUAAAAAUCAAGGCAACGUAAACAAACUUCUCUUAGUUUCAGUAUACAUACCUAGUAGCUAUUCGGUUAAUUUGAUGUAAUUGCAAUUUGCUGUUAAAUACAGGUACAGGUUUAAUGUUAUUUAAUAUUAUUUAAUUCUUAUCUUCGUCUUCUUAUAUAACGGAUUUAAUCAUAUCAUGCAAAAAUAUAAAUACUCUAAGAUAAAAUUUGAAAGCAUUUUUGGUUAAAAUAUUUAUAAUUAUUUGUAUUGUUAAUUAUGAAAUACAUCGUUUUAUGUCAAAUAUAUUUUGUUAGAAUAGAUUUACGGAAGUUUGAAAAAUUCAUAAAAACUGUACAAUAAAGUUAUGAAUUAUUAUUACUUAAUAUUCUUUGUUUACUGCGGUAAGGUGCCAUAAUGUUUAUUUCGUUUUUAUUUUUUUUUACGUUUUAUUGUAAAACAUUUCCGUAUGGAUUGCUAAUUGUGAGCUCUAUAUAAAACAUAUUUUGACGCUGUAACUGACUUAACUGAUGAGCAGACAAAAUACCUUAGAACUUAACAUUGGAACUUAAUUGGAAUUAAAAAAUCUCAAUAUGAUGUAUAAAACGAUAGUUUUUAAAAUAAUGAUGUAUCUAUGUAUUUUUAAAUGCUCAGUGGAUAUGUUGUUUAUUUAUGUUGAAAUGUUGUUUUUAUAAAAAAUUGUUUC
Molecule: messenger RNA, 7922 nt
Organism: Bicyclus anynana (squinting bush brown)
Lineage: Eukaryota; Metazoa; Arthropoda; Insecta; Lepidoptera; Nymphalidae
Product: inactive dipeptidyl peptidase 10
Exons: 19
Coding region: 844-3492 (882 amino acids)
Biological process (GO): proteolysis
Molecular function (GO): serine-type peptidase activity; dipeptidyl-peptidase activity
Source: RefSeq, a predicted model, not a curated record